AUGUUGAUUCGAACAGUGCUUUUAAUGGCGCUUGCCGCGCUCGGGAAUUCAAAUCCCGUCGUUCCAGUUUAUGAUACAAUUAUUGUGGGUAUGGGAGCAUCAGGCUGUGCUGCCGCCUCAGUUCUCGGCAAGGCUGGCAAGAAUGUCUUAGGUCUUGAAGCACAAAACAGAAUUGGGGGGAGAGUUUAUACCGUUCCUUUAGGUGACGGUAUUGUGGAAGUAGGCGCCGAAUGGAUUCACGGAGAACGCCCUAAUCCUGUAUACGACCUCGCUUUGCAGCACAACGUAACCAUUCUCUCGCAGAACACCAACUUCAUAGUUUACUGGUCUAAUGGAUCAAUUGCUGAAAAAGGCCUAAUUAACGACCUGUUGGCGGUCUCUGUUGCUGCUUCUUUAGAAUCCACAGAUCAGCCCGAGCCUGUUGGACAAUAUGUAAAGAAAAAAAUUACAGACCACAUAACAGCGCAUCACCCGAAUUUGUUGAACGACAAAGAAUUUUUGGACAAUUUCUUCCACUUAGUAGACCUGAUGAUGAGCGGCUAUGAGGGCUCCGACAACUGGAACGAGCUCUCCAGCCACAGCACAUACGAAGACUUGGAGGGUGAUAUGCAUCUGAGCUGGAACAAAAACGGUUUCAAGACGCUUUUUGAAAUUUUACUGAACACAUAUCAAGGUGGCCCUGGAUACCCGACUUUGACCAUUCAACUUGAGAAGGAAGUCACCAAGAUCACGUACCCCCAGGACCCAGCUCAAGAAGUGGUGGUGACUUGCAAGGAUGGAUCCAUUUACAAAGCAAAGAAUGUUAUUGUGACUGUUUCACUUGGGGUACUGAAGGAAAGCUACGAAAACUUAUUCUCUCCAGAGUUACCACAAUCAAAAAUAACAGCAAUAAAAGAUAUUGCUAUGGGUCUGAUCGGGAAAAUUAUACUUUUAUUUCCGAACCAGUGGUGGGACCAAGAUGUUAGCGAUGCCAUUAGUUUCCUUUGGAAAGAAGAAGAUGCAAAAGGGUUAGAAGACGAUUGGACGUAUGGGAUUGGUGGGGCUUCAAGAUCUAUGGGAAACAGAAAUGUUGUUACACUUUGGAGUAGCGGCAAUAUAACUAAAACGAUAGAGGCGUUGCCUGACGACGUUGUCCAGAGCAAGGCGAUGGGACUGAUCAGACGAUUCAUGGGUAAAAAUAAAGAGAUACCAGAACCCAUCAAAAUGAUUAAAACUGACUGGUUCACAAACCCAUAUACUCGGGGAACCUAUUCCUUUAGCAACAUCGAACCACCGCAGCCAUCGAACAUUCGCGACAAUUUAGCGGAGCCCCUCGUGGACAGCAGCGGAGCCCCACGUGUGCUGUUCGCUGGUGAAGCGACCAACAGCAUACACUUCUCUACUGUCAAUGGAGCUGUGGAAUCUGGGUUUAGAGAAGGCAACAGAUUGGUACCAGCAGCUGCAUAA
This is a messenger RNA of Arctia plantaginis, 1446 nucleotides long. The record is from the annotation of a GenBank genome assembly. Lineage: Eukaryota; Metazoa; Arthropoda; Insecta; Lepidoptera; Erebidae.